AUGCCUUGGCAAAGUGGACAGCCUUUGGAGGGGGUGCCCUCUGGAAGAGAGGAUGCCCUGGGGCAUCCUUUGGAGCAGGAUGUCCCUUGGCGAGGAGGACACUCUUCAGAGGAAGAUGCCCUGUGGGGACGAGGAUGCCCUUUGGGGAGGGGGACACCUUGGAGAAGAGGACAGCCUUUAGGGAGGAUGAAGCUCUUCAGAGGAUGCCCUUUGGAGAGGAAGACACCCUUUGGGGAGCUAGGCCUCUUUGUUAGCGCCGCUGCCUCUCGAGGUGCCCUGGCUCUCCGCCGCCCCAGGCGUCUGCCCGGCCGCUCCUGGGGACAGUUACGGGCCGUGGUUGCUCACCUGCCUCCAGGACCUGUGGAAAGAAAAGUGGUCGUGAGUCUUCAGAAAUUAGAUGUGGCUCAGGACAGCCUGGGCAAUUACGGCUUCUUCACUCUGAUUUACAAUCAAGGUUUUGAACUCGUGAUAAACGACUACAAAUGGUUUGCGUUUUUUAAGUACAAAAAGGAAGGCCAGAAUGUAACCAGCUACUGUAAUGAGACUCUACCGGGAUGGGUUCAUGAUGUACUUGGCCACAAUUGGGCUUGUUUCAGCGGACAGAAGAUUUCUUCAUCUCCCUCAGAUGUUCAUAUAAACCAACUGCCUUUCCAGAAGCCCAGGGGAAGACUUUCAAGCAGACGUUACGUACACAAUUUUGACUUCGUAAAUGCUAUCAAUACUCUCCAGAAGUCCUGGAGAGCAACAAGAUACCAGGAAUAUGAGAACCUUGCCCUGGAAGAGCUAACCAGAAGAGCUGGGGGUCUCUAUUCCAGAGUCCCAAGACCAAAGCCUGCACCUGUAACACCUGAAUUACUCAAAAAAGCUUCAAGCUUGCCAGAAUCCUGGGACUGGAGAAAUGUGAAUGGUGUUAACUAUGUCAGUCCUGUUCGGAAUCAAGCCUCAUGUGGCAGCUGCUAUGCGUUUUCUUCAGUGGGCAUGCUGGAAGCAAGAAUACGUAUCCUAACAAACAAUACUCAAAAACCCAUCUUUAGUCCCCAGCAGGUUGUAUCUUGCAGCCAGUAUUCUCAGGGUUGUGAUGGUGGCUUUCCAUACCUCAUUGCUGGAAAGUAUGUCCAAGACUUUGGCAUUGUGGAAGAAGACUGCUUCCCCUACACAGCCGAAGAUUCUCCAUGCACUUUCAAGCACAACUGUUAUCACUACUACACUUCUCAGUAUCACUAUGUUGGUGGUUUCUAUGGAGGUUGCAAUGAAGCCCUGAUGAAACUUGAGCUUGUUCUGGGUGGGCCAAUGGCUGUUGCCUUUGAAGUUUAUAGUGAUUUCAUGCUCUAUAAAGAGGGAAUCUACCAUCACACUGGGCUGCAGGAUGACUUCAACCCUUUUGAACUGACCAAUCAUGCUGUCUUGCUGGUGGGCUAUGGUAAAGAUCCAGAAAGUGGUGAGAAGUUCUGGAUUGUGAAGAACAGCUGGGGCACCUCAUGGGGGGAGGAUGGUUACUUCAGAAUCCGCCGUGGUACUGAUGAAUGCGCAAUUGAGAGCAUUGCGGUGGCUGCAACUCCUAUUCCAAAAUUGUAAAUGCAAAGAUUCUGAUCCAGUGCCUUGUCUGAGAAGCAAACCUCCAGCUGUAAGAACAUUCUGAUUGUUAGAAGAGACUGCAGUUAACAUCUGUCCUUAUCUUAAACAGGGGAGCUUUAUGAAGCCCUCCAGAGGAGGAGCAAUUUCCCUCAGGAUAAAUUGUGUGGACACUGGAUAACUCUGCUCUAUACACUGUAGGUUCCUUUCUGGAGCCUGACAGCAAUCAGCUAGAAUGCAAUUGCCAUUACAGUAACAGUGGUGAUGGCUAUUCAUCGCUGGAUAUAAAUCUUCAGUCACCACUUGAGUUUUUCUUCCAUGGACAACCCUGAAGUUUAGGUCUCUAGAUUAUCAUGACAGUUACUUUUCUCUGUUUUAAAAGGACACUGUAGUGCCUUACUUCUCAGAAAUCAGGAAAUCAUUGCAAUUUAGAGGGUAAGCGUGAAUAGGGAUGAGGGAGAGGGAAUAGGUAAUUAUGCUGAUUAAAAGGAAAAUUUUAAGGCUUCACGUAUUUAGCAAAAGCUCCAUGUCAAGCCCUUACGACCAUAAAAAAUAAUUCUACAUCUUAGGCUGUUACUAGAUAUUUCUGGCUCUGGAUUUUAUUACUGUGCUUUGAAGUUGAUCACUCAAUUCAAUAAAAGUUACCCCACUCCUGUAGGAGUUUGUACCUCUGA
Messenger RNA from Struthio camelus australis, 2246 nucleotides. The record is from RefSeq and is a predicted model, not a curated record. Lineage: Eukaryota; Metazoa; Chordata; Aves; Struthioniformes; Struthionidae.